Acaulospora colombiana is the source of this 2217-nucleotide messenger RNA. NCBI's taxonomy places the organism in Eukaryota, Fungi, Glomeromycota, Glomeromycetes, Diversisporales, Acaulosporaceae. The record is from the annotation of a GenBank genome assembly.
AUGAGUUCAGAGACCAAUGAUCCGAUAUAUCUCGUGGCAUUGAGUCCGGAUGGUAAUAAUGUUGUUGUCCUUAACUCAGAAAAUCUGGAAUUAAGAGUCUAUCGCACGGAUGACCUUACGAAAAUGAAGAAAAUCUCAUAUUUGGGUCUCAACAUCGUCAAGAAUGAGAGUUCCCGUCUUACAUGGUCACUCGCCAUUUCCAACUCCAUAAAUCUCGGUUCCCAUUCGGACUCAUUGAUCGCCAUCUCGUGUUUCAACGAGAACGACAAUCUGCUUUCCCAAAAAGUUCCGCGUCGCGGCGCAAGGAGAAAAUCGCGAGAUCACCUGACCUUCGAUACGAGGGAAGAAUCAUCGGAACAUCUGAACCUCUUGGAAGAGGGCAGCAGUCGUUCCGGAUUCAGACCUCACACAUGGAUAAUAUCGACGUGGUUUCAGAAUCGAUUAACGACCUCUUUGGAUAACAUGGGAGGAGUGAUCAGAUUUCUCACCACCACUGGAAAUCACACCACGUUCGUGAUAGUGCACUCGAUGGGCAUCACCACAACCGAAAUCGAUCACAACUACGAAAGGGCAGAUCUUUCUUUCAAUCCGAAGAGCUCGAUAUCACCCACCGAUGACUACUUUUUUCCUGCAAUAUUAACUGAUCAAAUUACUACCGACGAAGUAAACUUCCAAUUACAUUUAUUUCAUCGGAGCGUUGAGAAGAAUUAUUUCUUGGUCGAGGACUAUGGUUCUGAAGUGUUGGAGAUGUAUAACUUGACGGACGGCGAGCUGUUCAAGAUUUUUUACACGAAGGUGGGAAAAAAUGAGGUGGUCAACGGAACUUCGAUAUUUGAGGUAUCAAAGAACGACGUGUUCUUGGCUUAUUGCCGUGGUACGAACAGUGUUUCCAUUUACUUGAUGGAAAAUACUUUGGAGGUUGCCACCAAGAUUUUCGAGGAUAUGUAUCGAAUCAACUCCAUCGACUUCAUAAGUGAUGAUGAGAAGUUGUUGCUGGUAGGCGAGGAGGAGAAAGUCGGUGAAGACUCGACCACAGAGUUGAUCACGGUGAUUUUGGUUUGGGAUUUAUUUAGUGAAUCCGAAAACUCCAUAAGGAAAAUCGAGGACAUCCAACGUGUGAUCCCAGCGAAACCACAUGAACAUUAUCACAAAUUUGCAAGCGCCAGCGGGAAAAUUGUUUACGUCAACGAGGAUGAUGGAAGUGUGUGUUCUGUGUUUGAUCACCCCGGGCUUACGACAGUGCUAAAUGCACCACCACCGACUCCUAUUGUAGAUCUCGUUAACUUGAACAUGCAAGCUUUUCAUAGUGGACGUGGUUCGGAUAUGUACCACUAUCUGUACAGAUUGGACGGGCAAUUAGUCGACGCUAAGAAAGAACCCAAGUCCACACUGAUUGUAAGCAACCCUGAACCGUGGGUACGAUUUAAAAAGUAUCCACGCGUAUCGGCGUAUCUAAACGAGGAGAAAACUCAACAAGUGAUCAUCGGAUACACGACAGUCCAAGUGUGGCGACGUAAGGGAAAACCAAAACCUCGAGAAAUUCUUCAAUAUAUUUGGUCCAGUCCGGAGGGCAAAAAUUUUCAAAUUAUAAAUUUUUCAACUGGCUCGGGAAGAUUCUUCUUGGAAGUUUCGGUCGGACCUGAGGGAGAUCACUACCAAAUUCGCUGGCCGCAUUCUUACUUCUUGUUGGUUGACGCGUGCAAAGCUUUGGGACACCUCUACGGUCGGUGCAGCGAUCAAUUAUCACCAAAGAAACAAUAUAUCUUUGAUAGGCUGAAUCAGCAAAUAGCAAGAAUCAUCAAAAAGUUCAUCAAGAAGAGCCCAGAAAUUUGGAGGUUGAUCGAAGUGCGAUAUGAGAUCAUGGAGAGUUUGAUACGAGGAAACUGCGUCUCACUGAUCAGGUUGAUAUUGUUCGAGGAGGACAAGAAAAAGAACAAGACACGGACCAGUAAACAAUUGCAUUUUCCGAGGUUAUACGCGUGGCCCAGAACACAGAAGAAGAGCGAUUUGGAGGUUGCGAUUGAGUGUGCGGGAAACCGUUGGAAGGACACAAUCAUUGUAGGCUACCUCUUGAACUAUUACGCCGACAACGCGAUGAAAAAUGCAGGAUGGAUGUUUAGCGUCUCUCAGGCUCUCCCGAGCCUUUAUGACCAUCAUUUAGGUAUCUAUCUGUGUGCACAUGCUGUGUACAUCGCAUCGUUGCACCCAAGUCUUUAA